Molecule: messenger RNA, 3611 nt
Organism: Syzygium oleosum
Lineage: Eukaryota; Viridiplantae; Streptophyta; Magnoliopsida; Myrtales; Myrtaceae
Product: disease resistance protein RPV1-like
Exons: 10
Coding region: 75-3545 (1156 amino acids)
Biological process (GO): defense response; signal transduction
Molecular function (GO): ADP binding
Source: RefSeq, a predicted model, not a curated record
UCCGCAGGCAGAAAACGGAUAAGAGGCGGAAGAAGGUGAACCAGCAAGGCUGAAUCAAGAAGGUUGAAUCGAGUAUGGCUGAAUACGAUGUCUAUAAUCUGGAAAUGGGCGAAGAUGAACCGGCGAGGCUGGAUCAAAGUAAAGGGGAAAGAAGCAAAGUUGAAGCAGUGAGGUUGGCUGAAAUCGCUCGCACAAGACUGAUAGCAGCCCAUGAUGUACAAGUGAAGCGGAAACAAGUUAUGAUGAAGUCAGUGGCGGCUGAAUCGAGUUACGAUGUGUUCCUGAGUUUCAGCGGGUCCGAAAAUCCCUUUGGGUUCGCCCAUUCCCUCCAUCGCCGCUUGCAAGCUGGCGGGCUUCUCGUUUUCAGAGACGACGCACCCCUACGUACUCCCAAAGAGCUCCCGACACGGGUCUACAGCUCCAAGAUCUACGUGCCCAUCUUCACCGGAACCUACGGCUAUAGCCCUUGGUGCCUUGAGUCGCUCGCGCUCAUGGCGGAACACGCUUCUAGAUCAGGUGGGAAGGAAGAGGUCCGGCCCGUUUUCUACAAUAGGGGACCGUCUGACGUGAAACUGGAGACACCCAUCUACAGAGACGCCGUGGACAUGCUCAGGCGGACGUGGGGCGCUGAGAAAGUGGAGCGGUGGAAGAAGGCUCUUGUGGAGGCUGGUAAAAUCAAGGGAUGGGAACUAAGGUCUUACAAAAGUGUUGGGGAACUUAUCACAUCGAUUGUUAGAGGAAUUUGGCUUAAGCUGCAGCUAGGGCGUGAUGUUGUGCCUGAACAUCUAUCCACUCAUGCUGAGCCAGUCAGUUCUGAUAUAGAGUCUGACAAGCUAUCCAUUGGUGCUCAGCCACUCAGUGCCAUAGACCCUGAGAAUCUAUUCACUGGUGCUGUUCCACUCAACACCAACAUAGUGCCCGAAGAUAUAGUCACUGGUUCUGAUCCACUCAAAGUCAAAGGGAACAGAACCAAUGAGCAGGCUCAUGCAAAGGCCGGUAUUCAGGGACCCGUGUUAUCUUACGGGACCUCGGCAACCUCGAAAUGGUCCCUGAUAAGGUCGGUAUUUGCCGUUCUGUACCUCUUGCGAAGGAUAAGAAACAGGGAGUUUUGCGGUUUUGUCUCUAGCUUAGAUGGGAUGCAUGAGGUGAAUGAUUGUGUUGGAGGAACUUCGGUAGAGGCACGUUCAAAGCACAGGUUUCAGAGAUUGGCGUUAUCAUCUGGAACAUACAGUACCUCUGCAACCUCGAGAUGGUCCCUGAUAAGGCCUGUAGUUACCUUUCUGUGCUUCCUUUUCAGACUACAAAGGAUAAGAAACAGGGUUUACCGUCGUAUCUUUAGCUUAAGUGGGAUGCAUGGAGUGAAUGAUGGCGUUGGAGGAACUUCAGUAGAGGGGCUUGAAGACAGUCAAGUAUUGCAAAUAAUUAGCUUAUUGGACACACAAGUGAACGAUGUACGAAUUGUUGGAAUCCAUGGGAGAGAUGGCAUUGGAAAGACUGCUCUUGCCAAGAUCAUAUAUAACAAAAUCUCCCUUCACUUUGACGCUUGUAGUUUUCUUGCGGAGAUUGAAGAAACAAUGCAGCAACCUGGUGGUUUUCAGUGUCUUCAAACCAAGUUGAUCUUUGAUAUUUUGAAAAGAGAGUAUGAGGUUGCUUCUGCUUUCAAAGGAGUACGAUUUUUGAAAGAAAUCUUGAGGAAUGUGAAAGUUCUCCUUGUUCUCGAUGAUGUGGAAAAUGUGUCCUUCCUCAAGGAGUUUGUAGGAGCUAAGCUUGAUUGGUUUGGUUCUGGCAGUAGAAUAAUUGUAACCUCAAAACAAAGAAGCAUUCUUCAAGGGUUUCUUGAUCAAGGGUCGGCUCAUACUUACGAUGUUAGUUCGAUGGAUGAUAAUCGAGCUUUUGCCCUUUUUUGGCAGUAUGCAAUGGGAAAGAGUUAUAAACAUCAACCUUACGUUGAAAUUGCAAACAGAAUAGUCAAGGCUGCGGAGGGACUUCCGCUACUUGUCAAAGUUUUUGGUUCUUUUUUGCAUGGUAAAGGACAAAAGGAAUGGAUUAAAUUCAGAGAUCUCAUACAACAAUUUCAGGAAGAUUACCAGAAGAUUCUCAGAACAAUUUAUGAAGCAUUAGAUCAAAAGCAAAAGCAGAUGUAUCUUGAUGUUGCAUGUUUUCUUCCAGAUGUGGAUUGUAGGAUUGCCUCAUAUAUGUGGCAUGAUUAUGAUCGUCCUCAUGAUGAAAUCGAGGUCCUUCAUCGUUUGUCCCUAAUAAAAAUGGAAGAAAAUAAAAUAGGCAUGCACAAAAUGCUAAAAAGCCUUGCCAGGAAGAUUAUUUACGAAGGUUUCCAUGAUCCAGGAACAUGUGUUAGAUUCUACAUUCCUGCCAAAGCCCACGACACGAAGAAGAGAAAAAGGGGAACAGACCACCUUAACACUAUCAUGGCAGGGUUUGAGAUCCUACCGAGCAAGACAUUUCUCAGCUUAGGUUGUGCCAAUAUUGGUGGAAGAUUUGCAGAUGCCUUAUUAAAUGUUCGGUGGCUUCACUGGCAAGGGUGCCCUCGAGAUUGUGAAGCAAUCAGCAUUCAUUUAGAGAACUUACUUAUUGUGGAUCUUUCGUGGAGUAUGGUUACAGAAUCCUGGGGAGGUUGGAAAGGAAUUAAGAUGGAGUGUUUGAAAGUCUUGAAUCUUACAGGUUGUGCGGGCUUAUUAGUUACCCCCAGCUUCUCUUGUUACCCAAAUUUAGAGAUACUGAUUCUUGAGCGAUGUUCUCGAUUGGUUCAUUUAGAUCCUUCAAUUAAUGAUCUGAAGCUCUUGGUUACCCUGAAUUUGAAGUUCUGCUCCGAACUUAGCAUGUUGCCAGUGGAAAUGGAUGGGAUGAAUGCUUUGGAAGAGCUCCUGAUUGAUGGCACUUCCGUACGAGAACUUCCUGCAUCGAUAGGCAAAUUGGUUCAACUGCAAAUUCUUAGUGCCACUAAUUGCUUCUCAUUGGUUCAGCUUCCUGGUUCAGUUUCUGAACUUAAAACUCUUUCAGUGCUAGCCUUGGAUAACGCGAAAGUUCUCGAACUCCCGGAUUCAAUUGGAGACUUGGGGGAGCUCAGACGCUUGUCUUUGAGGGAUUGUCGUGGGCUAGGAAAGCUUCCGGAAUCCAUUGGAAAACUGGAAGACUCAUUAGUAGAGUUGGAUAUAUCAGGUACGGGUAUUUCGAAGUUGCCCGAUUCAACUAAACACCUGCAGAGUUUGAAAGUGCUGAAAAUGGAUUCUUGUUUCUUGAGAGAAUUUCCUUCUUACAUUGGAGAGUUGAUAAACCUGGAAGAGAUACAUGCAUCCUGGUGUAGGAGUUUGGAGGGAGUGAUUCCUAGUGAUAUUAGGAAACUAGAUCGUCUUAGAGAACUGAGGCUUCGAUGUACACGUAUAUCCAGCCUUCCAUCAGAAAUCCAGUUCAUGUCAAGUCUUCAGACUCUUGAUUUGCUACACUGCAACAUUCUUGAAGAGUUGCCUAGGCUUCCCUCUACCUUAAUUGAUCUGUAUAUUAAUCCCGGCUUGAUGCAAAAUAUGUAAGACUCUUCAAUUCUGCCACCGGUGGCAUUUAUCGCGAUAAAUAAUGCAGCGUUAGUUUGGAUUGGA